AUGUCCUACUACUGCAAACAGGAACUGAACUGCUGUGCUUUCAAUUCUUUCAGGUUUCUGGUCAAAGGAGGCCUGGCUGGAGCUGCUGUGUACGUGGCAUAUGACCAGGGGCUGCUGGGCAGUGGCACAGAAGGUGCUGAAGCACUCAAAAAAGCUCAAGAAACGCUGCCUCCAGCUAUCCAAGAGUGGACAGAUUACCUGGGCUGGGAGCUCCCAUCCACUCCAAAAAUUGACUUUUCCUUCUCUGCUUCCUGGAAUAAAGGAGUGCACACAGUCAUGUCUGCCUUGUCUGUAGCUCCCACCAGGGCCUGUGAAUACACAGUGGAGGGCUGGAAGUAUGUGAAGGAUCUUGUGAAAUGAACAUGUUCUCCAGGGUUCAGGAUUCUCUCAGACCCCUCUGCAGGGCAGCUCAGCCAUGUAAGGGCUACAAUAAAGGACUUUGGUGGAACUUC
Messenger RNA from Passer montanus (Eurasian tree sparrow), 452 nucleotides. It is a transcript of the gene MICOS13, whose product is annotated as mitochondrial contact site and cristae organizing system subunit 13. Gene Ontology annotation, biological process: cristae formation. Gene Ontology annotation, cellular component: mitochondrial crista junction; MICOS complex. The coding region runs from base 1 to 360 and encodes 119 amino acids. The transcript has 4 exons. NCBI's taxonomy places the organism in Eukaryota, Metazoa, Chordata, Aves, Passeriformes, Passeridae. The record is from RefSeq and is a predicted model, not a curated record.